GAGUGCAAUCGAUGAACACAUCCGUCAUACGCCGCCAUUUGCGAAAGGCCGAUCGCUGCUCAGCAGCGCGAGUGUCAUCGGUUUGAUUAUGUCGAGUGUAUAAAUUGUUAUUUUCGAUAAAACUGUGAACUCAGUGCGAGAAUUUAAUCAGUUAAAAUGAUUGUGAGGUUUCUGACCAUUUUGUGCGUCGGAGUUUUGGCGACUUCGGUGUACAGCGCCGAAGGAAACAACGACAAUGAAGAUAUCCCAUACUUGGAGCUGGCGGAGCCGGAGGAGGGCUACCACGGGCUGAUCAAGGAGAACGAGACGCUGGUGGAGGUGACGCCGGCCAUCCGCGCGCGCGGCCCGCUCUGCUCCUUCCUCAUUCUCAACAACAAGCAUCAUGGAGAGGCACCCUUCGAGAUCAUGGUGAUAGAUGAGAAUGAAGCUCGUCUGCGCGUGCGCUACCCGCUCAACUGCGAGAAGCGCCGCAACUACAAGUUCGACAUCGCGGCGGUCGGCUGCGACGGCUCUUACUCCAACACUGUGCCGGUCCACAUAACGGUGACGGACGUGAACGAGUUCGCGCCGGUGUUCAGCCAGGCGUCGUACGUGCGCAGCGUGGACGAGGGCCGCGUGUACGGAGAGAUCGUGCGCGUCGAGGCCACCGACAAGGACUGCACGCCGCGCUACGGGGACGUCUGCAAGUAUGAGAUCCUCACCGACAGGAGCCAGCCCUUCACUAUCGAUAAUGAAGGUGUGAUCCGCAACACGGAGCCGCUGGACUACGAGAAGUCCCACAACCACAUCCUGUCGGUGGUGGCGUACGACUGCGGCAUGAAGCAGUCCGCUCCUGUCAUGGUGACCAUCAAGGUCAACAAGCCCUGCAGGGCCGGAUGGAAAGGUGUGGCCGAGCGCGUGGACUACGCCCCGGGCACAGGUCCGCUGGCACUGUUCCCGGCGGCGCGCCUGGAGACCUGCUCGUCGGACGAGCGCUGUCCCGGCGUCACGCGCAUCCAGGCCGCCGUCACGCUGCAGGCCUCGCGCGCCGGCAGCGGCUGCGACCGGGACACCUACUCGCUGCACUCACAGAGGACUAUCUGUGGACUGGACCCGAAAACGAUCGACUUGCUUCCAAGUCCGGGAGUUGGAAACGAAUGGGCUAAGUCGCUGAAACCAGACUCAGGUCGUGACGGCGAGCAGAUGUUCGAGUUCGACGGCGAGACCACAGCUGCCGUGGUCCCGGAGUCGGUCCUGCCGCACGCGCUGCUGGGCACCUUCAGCAUCUCCACGUGGAUGCGACACGCGCCGCCGCCCGACGGAGACAAGCACCGCAAGGAACACAUCCUCUGUCUCGCUGAUGACCACAAAAUGAACCGUCACCACUACGCUCUGUUCGUCCGCAACUGCCGCCUGAUCCUGCUGCUGCGCCGCGACUUCGGAGAGGGCGAUCUCAACAUCUUCCGUCCCGCCGAGUGGAGGUGGAAGCUGCCAGAGGUGUGCGACAACGAAUGGCAUCACUACGCGGUGAACGUGCGCUUCCCCAACGUGGAGCUGUUCGUGGACGGAGAGCCCUACCGCAGUGCGGACGGCAAGGGCCCGGAGGUCAUCGACGACUGGCCGCUGCACCCCGCUCACGGAGUUAACACCACGCUCGUUAUUGGUGCUUGCUGGCAAGGAACAGAGAACGACAUGAAGCACCACCUGCGCGGGGUGCUGGCGGGGCUGGGGCUGGCGCGCGGGGCCGCGCAGCCCCCGCGGGCCCUCGCCUGCCUCGCGCACUGCCGCGAGGGACUCAGCCUCGCGCCCGAUCUAUACCUGAAGUCCGUGUCGGUGGAGGGCGACGGCGUGGCGGACGUGGAGACGCUGCUGCGGCGCGUGGCCUACGGGGACGCGCGCGCCUUCCCCACGCCCGGCAGGAGGAACGUGCACGUCGCCACCACCAUCACUUGCGACAACGGGCGCAUCAUCAAGGCCAAGCCCGCCGAGUCGUACAUCAUGGUGCUGGCCCCGCAGACGCCCAGCAUCCUGCUGAACGGCAGCGAGGACCUGGCGCGGGACUACGCGCACUUCCGCGCAGGACUCACCGUCUUCCCGGACCUCUCCGUCAGGGUACUCGCUGGAGGAAACGGACACCCGCUAGCAGAAGAGAGCCAGAAGCUGGACUCUUGCGUCGUGUCUGUGUACCCGGCACUGAACCCCGACCACGAGGCGCUGGCCCUGCGCGACGCCGCCGACUUGCCGCUGCGCUACGACAUCCGCGCCGCCGUCACCCGCGACGGGGUCAUACUCACCGGCGCGGACACCGUGCAUAACUAUCAGAAGGUCCUCCGCGAGAUCGAGUACAGCAACAAGAAGCCGGCGUACUACCUGAACCGCGUGUUCAAGCUCACCUGCUCCGAGCUCAACGGACGGUUCACCAGCAACGAAUACGUGCAGACGCUAACAGUAGUACACCCGCACAUGUCUGGCGCGAGCGAGGCAGGACUGUCGCGUGAGCUGCACCCUAGUGGCAUGGCCGACAAGAUGGACGCCAUCGCCAGGGAUAAACAGUCUGAGCACGGCCACCGGCGCGGCGAGGGCCACGCGCUGGCCCCGCGCGUGUACGCGGCGCACGCGCAGCGCGACGCGCACGCCGCCGACGUGCCCGCGCCCAGGCUCAUCGACCUGCACCCGGAGCAGGGACCCUCCAACCACGUGGCGCUGCUGAUCGGCGUGGUGUCGUGCGGCAUGGUGGUGGUGGCGGCGGGCGUGGCGCUGGCGCGCGCGCGCUCCCGCCGCUCGGCGCGCACGCCCGCGCUGCACGCGCUGGGCGCGCUGCGGGCGCUGCGCGUGCAGCGACACGACCACGAGAUGGCCUGGGACGACUCCGCGCUCACCAUCACCGUCAACCCCAUGGAGGAGCAGGCGGCCCCCUCCUGCGGCACGCACGCGGGCGCGGACAGCUCGGACGGAGAGUCCUGCACGGACUCCGACUCCGAGCAGCAUGACUCCUCGGACGACGACGACGAAGUAAUGCCUGGCAAGGAGCACAAGUACAGAAACAUCAGCCAGCUGGAGUGGGAUAACAGCACGAUGUAAUGCGCGCGCGCAGGCCCCGCCCCCCGUCCCGCCUCGCCCCACCCCCGGCCGCAGGCCCCGCCCACUCUGCGAUACUGCGAUACACGUCACUCUAUUGUCUAGACCCUUCUAGCACGGACGAAGAUGUACAAGGCUGACUUAAUAUCUUGGAUCAAAAAUAUUUGAUCUAAUACUACAGAAGACUAGAUUAAUAUACAUAUGUACUGAUAACACGUAAAGUAUCAAGAAGCUUUGUACUACCUUCUCUCUGUGACUGCAUCUUUUAGGUACUUAAUUUAUUCGCUUUCCAUUGCGUUUUUCAUUCGUCAUGUACAUAAUGAUGGCGUGGAAUCAACGCAAUCGAUCGCGAAGUCUGUCCUACUUGCUAAUGCAACGUCUUGUUUCAAAACAGUGUAGAUGAGAAUUAAUGGGGUAUAGUUACAUGAGUAUUGAAGAGCGGGGCGACAGAUACGAUCAAACCACAGAUCAAACUAAACCUUAGAUUAAAUCGAUGUUAAUUAUAUACGAACACUAUUCGCUUCAAAACACAAAUUCACACCUAACUCUUUUCUACUUAUGAUUUUGUAUCCUAAGAUUAAAGUUUUACGGUCUAAAUUACAACGGCAGCUUCUAAUAUCAAUUCAAUUCUCAUCUAUAUACGAAGCACGUGUAUCGGAAUAUCGCAAAACGAAAUAAAGCGAGAUAAUUCAGUACAUUUCGGUAACGGAAUUGAUUUUAUAAUCGGCAUCAGUCGGUAAUCGUACCUAUGUAGUGUAAAUGAAAGCUUUCGGCACAAACUCACGCGUGGCACAAGACUUGGUGCGCUGUGUCGCGGUCAGCGAGCGCCCUCUGCCGCCCACACGAGCACUCACUGCCGCCAUUUUGCAAUUAGACUGUCUUGACAGCUAGAUUAUAUGAGAUUAUACAAAAGAGUAUGGAUAUUGUAGAGUGGUAAGAUGCAAGUGCAGUCGUCUUGGGGCGCGGAGGCAGCGCACGUUAACCCCGACAUGAGUACACAUUUUAUUUGUAGUUUAUUCUAAGGUCUUUAAAAAAUGAUCAUAUCAAAUUUAUACGUAAAACGAAAUAUUAUUUUACUCCUCGCUUGCUUUCGUAGAUGGAAAUACGUCGUUGUUCUAAAGUAUAGACCUCUUAACACUUUUUCUAUUCAUUUCUACACUUAAGACAAAUGAAAAAAAAAAUGUAUGUAUUAAAUCGUAGUCGUUGUAAUUUCGUAUGAAAUCGGUCAUAAGAGAUAAUUAGUAUGUAAGCGAUCAGAUACUAUGAUUGUAUAUUAUUGGAUACAUAAGAGAUGUACGCUUCACUGGUCUCCGCGUUUCCGUUCGUCUGUCCGGGGACCGCGCUGGUCCCCGCCGGCCCGCAUUUACUUAGUACAACACUAAAAUACGCAUUUAUUUACGGUACAAAUCGCUUCGUGGCUCCCAACGUGUGUAGUUAUUACGAGUUUGUCUCUCGACAAAAAAUGUCCAACACUUUACCCUUUACGAGCUUCUCGACAAAAUCGGCUUAAAUGUAUAUUAGGCACAGAGUUAUUUGAAAAAGUAAACAUAGAUGUACGAUAUUAUACACAUAUACAGAUGGUAUUGGUUUAGGAUCAGCUACUAUGUAAUGAACUAUAUUAAUUAUAUAUAUAUUUUGAAUGCGUUAAGGGAUUUUUACUAACAAUUAGGUACUAAGUGGCUAUGUGUUAGUGGUGAGGCGACCCUCUGGGAAAUGGCAAACGAAGACGCGUCGUCGCAUAGGCGUAAGGUAGGUAGGUUUCCGUUCUGUCCGCUGUCCGCUGUCCUCUGUCCGGCCGCGGACGUUGCAUAUCAUGGACCGUUUGCCAUAUUAGCAUAGAUGUCUGAGGACGCGAGUGUUCGAUCGUUAAGCAAUGUUGUGGACAUAAUCAUCGGUGUAUCUAGUAGUGACGUCACGUGCUGUGCUCUCACUCUCCUGUGUUCUCUGUUGUGUUCCGCUGGCGCCCUCUGUCGCGGCUCCCGAGGACACGCGCGACGUCACAGAGCCGCGAGAGAGGUGACGUCACGCGACACGGAGCAACUCGUCCGUGCCCUUGUUAACGUUUCUAAAUUAUUUCGUUGUGUAGUGAACAAUGUUAGUGCCAUUAACUGUUUGUAUUGAUUAGUUUCGCGGACGUUGCUCGGUGUUCCGUUAUGUUUGUUCAAGUCCACCCGACAACCGUCCAGUGACCAUUUCCCGUAUUUCAUACUUUCUAAGAUCUGAAAUGUUUUUUUGAACUUUCCACGCUCAAAGUCCCGCACAAAAGCAGGUUCGCUAUAACCAGGUAUCUUAAAGUAUUACGUGAGGUAGCUACUUAUUCUUUUUAUUACUUUUUAUUGUAAUACGUUUCUUUUUAUUUUUUUUCUUUUGUAUUAUCUCGGUAUUAUUACUGUAUAAUUAGGGAACUUCUUUGAUGUAUGAAUUAUUAUAUUUUAGCUAAAAAUAAAGUUGGUUUAAAAUA
Trichoplusia ni (cabbage looper) is the source of this 5518-nucleotide messenger RNA. RefSeq names its product calsyntenin-1 (gene Cals). The record is from RefSeq and is a predicted model, not a curated record. Gene Ontology annotation, molecular function: kinesin binding; X11-like protein binding; calcium ion binding. Gene Ontology annotation, biological process: homophilic cell-cell adhesion; positive regulation of synaptic transmission; positive regulation of synapse assembly. NCBI's taxonomy places the organism in Eukaryota, Metazoa, Arthropoda, Insecta, Lepidoptera, Noctuidae. The coding region runs from base 157 to 3060 and encodes 967 amino acids. Gene Ontology annotation, cellular component: cell surface; postsynaptic membrane. The transcript is spliced from 20 exons.